AUGUUCAACCCCCAGGGGACGAUGGUAAUAUGGGCCAUCCUGUCAUUAUGGUUGACCCUCGCCCACGGCAUGCGAGACAGCCGAGUCCACGAAUUAAGACAAGAAACUGAGCGCAUGUUCUUCCAUGGCUUCGAGAACUACCUCCACUACGCGUUUCCUGAAGACGAACUUCGCGCGCUGACCUGCGGCCCCCUCGUGCGCGACGACAAGAACCCGGAGAACAACGAUGUGCUAGGGAAUUACUCCUUAACUCUGAUUGACAGUUUGUCGACGCUGGCGAUUAUUUCGUCCAGUCCGGAUAGUGGCGAGCGUGCACUGGCGCAUUUCCAAAAUGGAAUUGAGGAUUUCGUUAGGCUGUAUGGAGAUGGAUCGGACGGCCCUGCUGGUCAGGGCGAGAGAUCUAGAGGCUUCGAUCUGGAUAGCAAGGUUCAGCUUUUUGAGACUGUGAUUCGGGGACUCGGUGGACUGCUCAGCGCUCAUCUGUUUGCCGUUGGCGAGCUCCCUAUCGCCGGAUACGAGCCCUCAGAUCCCGAAGUCGCCUUCGCGAGUGCCUGGGACAAAAGCGAUUUCGAGAAAGGUGCUCAUGGAAUUCCUUGGAACAGCGGCUUCGUCUACGAUGGCCAACUCCUUCGGCUAGCUGUUGAUCUGGCCCAUCGCUUGCUCCCUGCUUUCUACACAGAGACUGGUCUUCCAUAUCCGCGGGUGAAUCUGCGUCACGGUAUACCAUUCUAUGAAAAUGCGCCCUUGAAUCCCAAUUCUGGAAGGAAGGAAGACAAGCGCAACGCCAAGUCCUCGGCAGAGACCGACCCUGCCGAGACUUGCAGUGCUGGUGCAGGUAGUCUGGUACUGGAACUCACCGUUCUCAGUCGACUCACUGGGGACGGGCGGUAUGAGGACCUGGGUAAGAGAGCUUUCUGGGCAGUGUGGGAUCGCCGAAGUGAUAUUGGAUUGCUCGGAUUUGGUAUUAAUGUGGAGUCUGGCAACUGGGUAGGACCAUGGACUGGUAUCGGUGCCGGUAUUGACAGCUUCUAUGAAUAUGCCGUGAAAGUCCCUAUUCUGUUGUCAGCGGGGGAACCUGUGCCAUUUGAUCUCAAUAGUCCUUGGGCGGAAAUGGACUCAUACUAUGCGAAGUCCCCUCUGACGGCUUACCAACAGACCUCGGAGGCCUUUCGCCAGGCUUGGGAAGAAUCGCACGCGGCAAUCAACCGUCAUCUUCUCCGUGGCGAGGGAUAUCAGCAUCCCCAUCUCAUUGUAGGCGACGUGAUGACGGGUGCUACACGGGCAUUUUGGAUCGACAGCUUAAGCUCAUUUUAUCCGGGUGUUCUUACCUUGGACGGAAAGGUGGAAGAGGCGAUCCAGAUCCAUUUGUUGCCCACCGCCAUCUGGACUCGUUACUCAGGUAUUCCUGAGCGCUGGAACGUGGCCACGGGUGACAUUGACAAUGGCAUGCCUUGGUACGGAGGCCGGCCUGAGUUCAUUGAAUCCAAUUACUACAUAUACCGGGCGACUCAGGACCCCUGGUAUUUGCAUGUUGGAGAAAUGGUUCUCAGCGAUCUCAAGCGACGAUGCUGGACCAAGUGUGGCUGGGCUGGAAUCAGAAAUGUCCUGACCGGAGAGCUGAUCGAUCGUAUGGAGAGCUUCUUCACAGGCGAGACUGCCAAGUAUCUAUACCUCCUGUUCGACCGGGAACACCCGCUCAACAAGAUUGAUUCCCCCUGGGUUUUCAAUACGGAAGGACAUCCUUUGAUCAUUCCAACCAAAAAGACAUCGCCGUCUCGCCGGCAACGCUCGCCGCCCCAGGACCAGCAAAUCCCACCGGGGGUGUGCCAAAUCACACCCCCGCUGUUCUUCGGUGUAUCUUCCACUGCAUCUCGCUCGGAUAUCUUCCACGCUGCCACACUGGCACGCUUGGAGCUAAUGCCCGAUCGCACGGCAACUAAGGGACCCGUUCUCCAAGACUCUGCCGAACAUCAAAGUGUCUAUGUGACUGAUCUUUCGUCACCAACGAACUACACUUUCUACCCAUGGACGUUACCUCCCCAGCUGGUUCCUUACAAUGCUACUAGCGCCCCGAUGGCCGUCCGGCCCACACUCGACAUUUCAUUCCCCUCACUUCCGGGCGGCGUCAACCUUGGCCCCGGGGCAUUGGAGCGAGUUCGGGAUGGAGUUCUCGUGAAGACAAUAGGAGGGCUUCGCUUGAGUAUGGUGCAGGAUGCACGACUUGGGGAUCCGAUUCCCACGACAGGGGACGAAGACGGAUAUCGGGUUCAAGUCAUCAAUAAUGUGCCCCUGGGCAAAGAUGAGAAGGUAUAUCUCUCUCGGCAGAUCACCUUUGAUGUUGUCGAUCCGUAUGAUCCGAACUUUACUCGUGUUCGCGACAAUACCAUGCUUGACCUCGUCAUUGACGUACUCCCAGAGCCCUCUCGCCGACGUAAUGCUUCGGCUCCUCCGCGAGAUGAACAGUCUCAAGCAGACCAUCCGCAGUCGCCAGACUCCCACGGCCUUGCCUCUCCAGUCGACACCGCCAUCGACUCCCCCGACUCAACUGUAAGAGCCAUCUUGUCGUCUCUGGUCAACUCAGUCUCGUCUCUUCUCCGCGAAGAGCCAGCAGAACCCGCUCCGCUGCGUCUGAGCCUCCCAGCUGCCAUUUCCACAGGCGUUGGAUCCGCCAUGCUACCAGACAUUGAAGAUGCCAUUACAAUGUCUCUGUUUGGAAGCCAAUCGACCAAAGCUCUCACGUGGUCAAAUAUCUACUUUGCCGGCGACCUUUGCGACGAGCGUAUCACUCGCGAAGUCGCCCAGCACCACGAAGUUCUUGUGAUCAAGCGUGGCGGCUGCACCUUUUCCGAAAAGCUUCGCAAUAUACCCGCAUACCGUCCCACACGAAACGCGCUGAAGCUAAUCGUCGUUGUCUCAUAUGAUGACAUGCCUGAUCAUCAACAAACAAGUAGCACUCGACCUUCCCUCGCUGCUGCUCGUGCCGAGUCCACCCUCAUCCGCCCUCACCUUGACGAGGCGCAGAUGACUCCCAGUGGCAUUCCGCGCAACUAUCUCAUUAGCAUGGUGAUGGUUGGUGGUGGCGAUGAGACAUACCAGCUUCUACGACAUGCAGGCGCUCUGGGCGUCAAGAGACGAUAUACGAUGCGUUCGCGUGGUGUUCCCAUAACAAAUUUACAUAUUGUUUGA
Molecule: messenger RNA, 3186 nt
Organism: Penicillium salamii
Lineage: Eukaryota; Fungi; Ascomycota; Eurotiomycetes; Eurotiales; Aspergillaceae
Source: the annotation of a GenBank genome assembly